GGUGCAGACGCGGAAGUCAGUAGAAAUGAAUGAUGGUUUAAGGCCUACACGAGGAGGCCCGCCCUUGAGGAGGGGCGGUCUUUUAACUGUCAUAUUCUAGUAGCUUCGAGAAAGACGCGUGGGGCGGCAGGAGGCAGAGAGUGGUUAUGGAGACGGCAAAUGAGUUAAAAGAAAAGGGCAACAAAGCUCUUGCGGAGGGCAAUCUGGAAGAGGCGCUGAGGUGCUAUACCGAAGCCAUUAAACAAGACCCCAAAAACCAUGUCCUCUAUAGUAACCGAUCUGCAGCCUAUGCCAAAAAGAGAGACUAUGCCAAAGCAUUGGAAGAUGGCUGCAAAACUGUGGAGCUCAGACCUGACUGGGGCAAGGGGUACUCUCGAAAAGCAGCAGCUCUUGAGUUCCUUAAUCGCUAUGAGGAAGCAAAGAAAACAUAUGAAGAAGGAUUGAGGCAUGAACCCACAAAUGCACAACUGAAAGAGGGUUUACAAAACAUGGAGGCCAGGCUUGCAGAGAGGAAAUUUAUGAAUCCAUUCAACUCUCCAAACCUGUUCCAGAAACUGGAGUCUGACCCUCGUACACGCUCCCUGCUUAGUGACCCCAGCUAUAGGGAGCUGAUAGAACAGCUAAGGAACAAGCCUUCUGAUCUUGGCACAAAGCUACAAGACCCUAGAGUAAUGACAACCUUAAGUGUGCUACUGGGAGUUGACCUUGGGAAUGUUGAGGAGGAGGAGGAAGAACCUCCCGCUCCACCACCGCCUCAACCAAAGAAAGAGGCAAAACCUGAGCCAAUGGAAGAAGACCUUCCUGAGAACAAGAAACAUGCUCUGAAGGAGAAAGAAUUGGGUAAUGAAGCCUAUAAAAAGAAAGACUUUGAGACAGCCUUGAAACAUUAUGGACAGGCCCAGGAACUGGAUCCAACCAACAUGACAUACAUUACUAACCAGGCAGCUGUAUACUUUGAAAAAGGAGAUUAUGAUAAGUGCAGAGAACUAUGUGAGACAGCCAUUGAAGUUGGAAGGGAAAAUCGAGAGGAUUACCGGCUAAUUGCCAAAGCCUAUGCACGUAUUGGAAACUCGUACUUCAAGGAGGAGAAGCAUAAGGAUGCAAUCCAGUUCUACAACAAAUCGUUGGCUGAGCACAGGACACCAGAUGUCCUCAAAAAAUGCCAACAGGCAGAGAAAAUUCUAAAGGAACAAGAGCGUCUUGCUUACGUUAAUCCAGAUCUUGCACUAGAAGAAAAAAAUAAGGGAAAUGAAUGCUUCCAAAAAGGAGACUAUCCUCAAGCUAUGAAACAUUACACAGAGGCGAUUAAGAGGAAUCCACAAGAUGCUAAGCUAUACAGCAACAGAGCUGCGUGCUAUACCAAGCUCCUAGAAUUUCAGCUGGCCCUCAAGGACUGCGAAGAGUGCAUUCGACUGGAGCCUGCAUUUAUUAAAGGCUAUACUCGAAAGGCGGCAGCCUUAGAGGCUAUGAAAGAUUACUCCAAAGCUAUGGAUGCUUAUCAGAAGGCUCUUGAUCUUGAUUCCAACUGUAAGGAGGCAGUUGAUGGCUAUCAGAGAUGCAUGAUGUCACAGUACCAUAGGAACGACAGUCCAGAGGAUGUGAAACGCAGAGCAAUGGCUGAUCCUGAUGUUCAACAGAUAAUGAGUGACCCAGCCAUGAGACUAAUACUGGAGCAGAUGCAGAAGGACCCACAAGCACUUAGCGAACAUUUAAAGAACCCAGUUAUUGCUCAGAAAAUACAGAAGCUGAUGGAUGUUGGUUUAAUUGCAAUCCGGUGAUUAAUUCUGCAUUCACCUCUGUAAAUCGAGUUAAGCAUUGAUCACCCCUCCUUAUACCUGGAAUCCUUUUUGUGUUCCUAAACCUUCCUCAAACAAAUCUUUUUGAAAAGAAGUCCUACCAUGUCUGUUAAUAUAAUUAUGGGAGGAAAGGGUACAGUGAGUUAUGUGAUCUAUCUAUUCAACUUAUUCUUUCCUCCUCUCUUGUAGUAAUAAUAAUAAAAGCAUGUGACAAUGACAUUAAA
This is a messenger RNA of Spea bombifrons (plains spadefoot toad), 2020 nucleotides long. It is a transcript of the gene STIP1, whose product is annotated as stress induced phosphoprotein 1. Gene Ontology annotation, molecular function: Hsp90 protein binding. Lineage: Eukaryota; Metazoa; Chordata; Amphibia; Anura; Pelobatidae. The transcript is spliced from 14 exons. Bases 147 to 1778 code for a protein of 543 amino acids. The record is from RefSeq and is a predicted model, not a curated record.